AUGGCGAAUAUACAUCUGACUCCUGAGAAACCUAAGUAUGAGGGUGGCUCGUGGUACGUUGAAGGGCAACUAAAUGAACACAUCUGCGCCACGGCACUGUUCUACUAUGACAGCGAUAACAUCACCGAGUCUCGUCUUUCGUUUCGUAAUCAUGUGUAUAUAUACAACUUAAGAGAUAGGUUUAGUUACUCUCAGGGAUACCACCAUGGCAUUGAAGCGAUCUUUGCCAUCAAGACCAAAGGGGAUAAGAUGCAGGAUCUCGGGAGCGUCAUCACGCAAGAAGGUCGAGCUUUAUUUUUCCCCAAUAUUUAUCAGCAUCGAGUUGAACCCUUUGAGCCAGCUGACAAGACUCGCCCUGGCUAUCGCAAGAUUGUCGCUCUGUUUCUUGUUGACCCAGUCAUCCAGAUCAUCUCGACAGGCAACGUGCCCCUUCAACAAAAGCAUUGGUGGAAGGAUGGGCUCAGGGACUCAGAACCGCUUAAUUGCCUUCCUAGCGAAACCAGAGAUGCAAUAACUCGGGAGGUAGGCUAUCCUUAUGGAAUAGAUGAAGCAAGACUGGUUAGAGAAGAUUUGAUAUCAGAGCGAAAGGUUGUGAACAGCGACGACCUCAGACAAUGGGCUCAGAUGCCAAACCUCCGUGAUCGAGUUCAAGGACCUCUCACACCCUACUCUGAAUGGAAAUGA
Molecule: messenger RNA, 684 nt
Organism: Fusarium verticillioides 7600
Lineage: Eukaryota; Fungi; Ascomycota; Sordariomycetes; Hypocreales; Nectriaceae
Exons: 2
Coding region: 1-684 (227 amino acids)
Source: RefSeq, a predicted model, not a curated record